This is a messenger RNA of Daucus carota subsp. sativus, 1915 nucleotides long. Its product is annotated as protein LAZ1 homolog 2. Gene Ontology annotation, cellular component: membrane. The transcript has 9 exons. Gene Ontology annotation, molecular function: transporter activity. The record is from RefSeq and is a predicted model, not a curated record. Lineage: Eukaryota; Viridiplantae; Streptophyta; Magnoliopsida; Apiales; Apiaceae. Gene Ontology annotation, biological process: transport. Bases 376 to 1644 code for a protein of 422 amino acids.
UAAAAUAUGGGAACCACAACUUCACCGACGUGUCAGAGGCUACGACAUAGCAACUGCCAAGUGACCACGUGUCAAGCAGACACCACUUCUGUUUAAUAUGUUCUUGCACACAACUUCUGUAUCUAUUCUGUAUGUCUUUUCAUCCCAUCUUGUACAAAACUCAACAUCACUGAUCCUUAAAACUUAACACAACCACGUUAUAUAUUUUAUAUGUACUUGUAUAUGUUUAGAAGACAACUAUGUUUCGGGUAAAUUAUUUCUAAUGCUGUAAGGAGGGGCCAAAAUCUUUGUCGCAGGUUGAUGAGUACAUGCUGAAGACAAAAAUACUAGGCAACGUGUAAUAAGAAUUAUGUCAUAGUGGAAGAUGCUCGUGGUAUGGCGUCAGUCAACAUCUCCGCUUACAGAAGUACAUAUAGUGAUCUUUAUCAACCAGCCGUCAUUUUUGCAGGAUCCUCUGUCUUGAUAGCAUUAGUUUCUUCUUUCAGUUUAAUACGCCAGCAUCUUGUAUCAUAUACCAAACCCGAGGAGCAAAAAUGGAUUGUUGGAGUUUUGUUUAUGGUUCCCAUAUACGCUAUUCAGUCAAUUAUAUCUUUGGUGUACCCAAAGUUUUCUUUGGCUCUUGAUAUUUCAAGAAACUGUUAUGAGGCAUUUGCCCUUUAUUCUUUUGGGAGUUACCUAAUCGCUGUUCUUGGGGGAGAAGAAAGAGUCGUAGAACUGCUAGAAAGUGAAUCGAGAAAGUCUUUAAACAAGCCAUUGCUGGAGGAAGAUGAUGAAAGACAGCUACAGAAAAGAAAUUUUAUUGAUUUCUUCCGUAGACCAAAUAUGCUUGGAGAACACUUGCUGACAAUCGAGAAGUUUGGCCUAGUUCAAUAUAUGAUCUUAAAGACCUUAUGCGCGUUCUUAGCACUUGUACUGGAGAUCUUUGGUGUAUAUGGUGAUGGAGAGUUCAAGUGGUAUUACGGAUACCCAUACAUUGCUGUAGUAUUGAACUUCAGUCAGACGUGGUCAUUGUAUUGCCUUGUGCAGUUCUAUAAUGUAACUCAUGAGAGACUUAAGCCGAUAAAGCCUCUGGCGAAGUUCAUUAGCUUUAAGGCUAUUGUGUUUGCAACUUGGUGGCAAGGUCUGGGCCUGGCUUUAUUGUCUUCUCUUGGCGUUCUACCUCAGGAAGGAAGAGUGGAAACAGAAUUGCAGGAUUUCUUGAUCUGUAUAGAGAUGGCUGUUGCAGCUCUUGCCCACAUUUUUGUCUUUUCUGCAAAACCUUAUCAUCUAGUGCCAGCUUCUGAGAAUUCAAGGAUUGAAACCGAAGCAACCCAGGCAAUGCUGAAGAAACAUAAGGGUGAUGAGGAGAACCCAGCUCUUUAUGAGAGGACCAGUGUGAGAGAGAGUGUUCAAGAUAUUGUUGUUCAAGGAGGUCACCAUGUUGUUGAGGAUGUUGUAUUGACCAUUAAUCAAGCAAUUGAACCUGUGGAAAAGGGUAUGACAAAAAUUCAAGAGACUUUCCACGAAAUAACAGUCAGAGAUGAUGAAAAAGAGUCGGAAGUAAAAGUUGAAGAACACGAACAAGAUGUUACAGUAGAUGACACUCAUGUAUCGACUUCAGAGGAUAAGGUUACUAUCGAGAGUAGUGGCAGAACAGGGAGUUGAGCUGGUGCAGAGUAGUAAUAAAAGCAACUCAAAAUAAUGCUGAUCCUGGAUAUCUUUCUGCUGGGUGCUUGGUUUUUGAUAUGGGUAUUUAUCUUGAAUCGUAUGGUUUUUUUUUUUUCUUUUAAGUUUUUUGCCAUUGCUGUUUCCUUUGGUCUUAAAUUUCUGGCCCAGAAUAUUGUACAAAUUUUAUCAAAUGUAAUUCAUUUUAUGUUCAAAGAUGAGCUACACAGAGCAUCCAGAUAUAUAUACAAGAGGACUGCAUAUUUGUGAA